CAGGAUGAUCUCCCCUUUGCUCCUCUUCUUCUUCUUCUUUUUUAACUUCCGAGGUUCCUGCAACGUUGCCGGUAAUCAUGUCCGCGCUCGGGAUGCGACCAUCGUUCGGAUCGAUGCCGGGGAGUGAACCUCUCCGGUUUCUUCGGCGCUUAUUCCAAGCUCGAGUGUUCUUCCCUUUAUGUCGGAUUGCCAUCUCGUUAUUUCUCUUGCCGCUGGAUAAUGCCAUCUUUCUGGUGGUUGUCGUCCUCGGACGUCUUUCCUCGGGGUCGGUCCGUCGACGCCAGGAUGUGCUCGAGGAUGUCCGGUUUUAUCCCAAGACGGUCCUGGUGACGGGGGUUGAUACGCCGGCUGGCCUGAAUGUAGCGAGAUCCUGGUAUCAUGAAGGACAUCGCGUGGUCGGGGCGGAUGUUGGCGUUUCGAGGCUCGCGUCGGGGCCGAGCAAGUCACGGUCCCUGGCGGCCUAUUACUGCAUCCCGAAACCGCAAUACGUGUCGAGGCUGCUGGAUAUUAUUCAGAGGGAGAAAGUGGAUAUCUGGGUUCCUUGCUCGAGUGGCACGUCGGUGUUCGACGAUGCGUUGGCCAAGCAGGCGAUCGAGAGCAGAACCCGCUGCAAAUGCAUCACUUUGGAUCCAGAGAUUUCGAGUGAAUGGGCUCGACCGGAGUCGUUUGUUCAAUAUCUGGUCGGGAAGGAUCUCCCGGUCGUCGAGAGCCACCAGGUUCACUCGCGCGAUUCUAUCCAUAGGAUUUUACACCGAUCGCCUACGAAAGUAUACCAUAUGCACCAAGGUCCCUCGACCGUGUCCGACCCUAGGGUCAUUGUUCUGCCCAAGAGAACCCUCAGCUUGACUUAUUCGGAAGUCAGCGAAAUCCAAAUCUCCCAGGACACCCCUUGGCUCCUGCAGCAGCAUGCCCGCAUGGGGGAGUUUCUGGCCGCGCUCUUGGUCGUCCGCGGGCAGCUCAGCGCUGUGAAAAUCUGUCCAGCAAACAGGGCAUCAGACUGGGGGGACUCUCCUUUGCAUAGAGGGUUAGCGAUGGCAAUUCACAACCUCAUGGAACGGUUCGCAUCGAGAGCCGGACCCCAGAUGACUGGACAUUUCUGCGUCCGACUCAUGGUGGACGAAGAGCUCGAGGUGAAUUCCGUCCGGUAUAUCGUCCACAUCGCAGGCUGUACGCAAGGGGCAACGGCCGCCAGUCAUCUUUUGCAGGACUCUCCCCCUGCCGCUCUAGUAGCUGGAUAUCUCGCGAUUCUGUCCUCGGAAAACGGGGGGAUGCCAAAAGCCUCCCUCAGCCCAUCAUCCCAUGCUCGCCCCAGGAGCCUCCUGUACAGGCGCCUUUCUCGACCCCGUCUUUACCAGCUUGUCCGGCGAUACGAGAUUCAAAAGACCCUUCCAUCGAUGAUGUCUCUUGCUGCCCAGCGAGUCGACUAUGUAAUUGACGAGGCAAUUAAGCUUGCCUUCUGUUGGGAAAACUGGCGAUUCUCCCUCUCCGACCCAUUCCCAUGGUGGUGGCAUGCUCAUAUUUACCAACCGCUGAGGGAGUUGGAUUUGAUAAUGAAUUCGAGGAGUACGCCUUUUAUGGAGAAAUCCUGAUUCUCGGAUGAAAAGAAUGUUUCAUGCUCAUGUAUCCAUAUUGAUGUCCUAGAACGAAUCUCCUAUAAAUCCUCCGUAUACAACGUUGACUAGGGCAAUUGUACACUAUUUUAUACUAGUAUCUGUAAAUUGACAAAAAAAUAUACCAAGU
Messenger RNA from Aspergillus ochraceoroseus IBT 24754, 1740 nucleotides. RefSeq lists its product as uncharacterized. NCBI's taxonomy places the organism in Eukaryota, Fungi, Ascomycota, Eurotiomycetes, Eurotiales, Aspergillaceae. The transcript has a single exon. The coding region runs from base 78 to 1589 and encodes 503 amino acids. The record is from RefSeq and is a predicted model, not a curated record.